AUGACCCCUCCGAACCUUGGGUCCUUACGGGGUCAGCAGCGCCACGGGGCUGUCUGUGGGUUAAGGGACACGCUCAGGGAUGGCGCAGAAGAAGGGCUCUCAGGGGCAGCUUUCCAGCCGCCGGAGCGGGAGGGGCCCUCCCAGGAGCCACUUCCGAAGCUGGGAAAGCCCAAGGAGGAGCCGGCAGCCAGCAUGUCCAGGUCGGGCACGCACUGCCAGCCCCCCGUGGGCCCGCAGCCGCCGCUGGGCACGGCCGAGGCCCCGAGCCGCCAGCGCCGCCACACGCUCCCCGCCAGCGAGUUUCGCUGCCUCACCCCAGAGGACGCCACCAGCGUGUUCGAGAUCGAGCGGGAAGCCUUCCUGUCCGUCUCGGGCGCCUGCCCCCUGUAUCUGGAUGAGAUCCGGCACUUCCUGACCCUGUGUCCCGAGCUGUCCCUGGGCUGGUUCGAGGAGGGCCGCCUCGUAGCCUUCGUCAUCGGCUCGCUGUGGGAUGAGGAGAGGCUCACUCAGGAGUCGCUGACGCUGCACCGGCCCGGGGGCCGCACGGCCCACCUGCACGUGCUGGCGGUGCACCGCGCCUCCCGGCAGCAGGGCAAGGGCCCCGUCCUGCUGUGGCGCUACCUGCACCGCCUGGGUGGCCAGCGCGCCGUGCGCCGGGCCGCGCUCAUGUGCGAGGCGGCGCUGGUGCCCUUCUACCAGCGGUGUGGCUUCCGGCCCGUCGGCCCCUGCGCGGCCAGCGCGGGCUCCCUGGCCUUCACCGAGCUCCACUGCUGCCUGCGGGGCCACGCGUCCCUGCGCAGGAACAGCGGCUGCUGAGC
This is a messenger RNA of Talpa occidentalis (Iberian mole), 818 nucleotides long. RefSeq names its product aralkylamine N-acetyltransferase (gene AANAT). Lineage: Eukaryota; Metazoa; Chordata; Mammalia; Eulipotyphla; Talpidae. The transcript has 4 exons. Gene Ontology annotation, cellular component: cytoplasm. Bases 1 to 816 code for a protein of 271 amino acids. Gene Ontology annotation, molecular function: aralkylamine N-acetyltransferase activity. Gene Ontology annotation, biological process: circadian rhythm; melatonin biosynthetic process; response to light stimulus. The record is from RefSeq and is a predicted model, not a curated record.